AUGCUUCUCUCCAAGGCAUUUGUUCUUCUGGGAGUUCUCGUUACUUUCAGCAGCUCAGCCCCUGUAGCCGCUCCCCCCGACAGCGCAGCCCCAGUCGAUGACGAAGUCGACGAAGCGCCCCCAAACGAUUAUCCAGAGAAACGGCGAUCUAUGUGGCGGGCCGAUGGAGUUGAAUUCCAGACUCUUGUAGACUCUGGCGGUUUUCUCUCCAAGGCCGCCAGAAACAAAGUCAAGCCAGAAUACCGUCUAAGCCACCACGUCAUGGAAUCUACAGGCACCCUCUACAGUAUAAAAAACACCGGUUAUAUCUCCACAACGUCAAGUUUCGCUCAGGGCAAGGGUAUGGUCAAUUCACUCCUCAAGGGAAACGGCUAUCUCUACGAGAUCGGUUAUGGAAGAAACCUUAUCGACGUCAACGAGAGCCUAGGGAAAUACAACAAAUUCAAAUCCGAGAAAGAAUUUGCUGCCAUUCAAAAAAUUCCGCUCGAACAAAUCAAGGGCUAUUAUAAGUUCACGACAAAUGCUGACGGAAGGUUAACCAAGGGUGUAUACAAGAGAAACCCUCAUUUCAAAACGAUGCCAUACGAAUUUGUCCAGACAAGCCCGGGCAUGACAGGCCCGGCACAACAUGGCGGCCCCCAGUAUUCACUUGUUGGCUUCCCCGAUGACCAUGAGAUUUGGAAGCAGGAGCCAUGGUCAAUGUACUAUGAUACACGACUUAAGGUGGAUGGAUAGGCACGGUGCGCUUGAAUAGUGUGGAGGACUGUUCUCCGCCGAUACAACGCUUACAACGCCCAAUUUAAGGAUGCAUGCCGGUACAAUGUCAAAGACUAAGGAGCCUCCGGACGGACCCACCGCAAGAAGUGAGGUUGAGAUUACCAAUGUGAAGACUGUAGAGAACAGUUUUCCGCCGAUGCAACACGUGCAACGCCCACUUUGCAAAAGCAAACCGGUACAGGAUCAACGACCGAGCAGCCUUCGAAUAGGGCAACUGCGAGCUGUGAGGGUAGAUCCGCCAACUGAAAUACUACUGGAUACCAUUGCCAUGAGUAUUUUCAGAAGGUGGACUCUCGGCAGAGAAUUUGAGCUUUAAUGUAUUGGGCGCGAACGAAGAAGUGUAAGGCUAAUUUACACUACCGCGGAGGGUAAACUUGAAGAUAGACAGAGAGGUAUAGAUCGC
Molecule: messenger RNA, 1180 nt
Organism: Aaosphaeria arxii CBS 175.79
Lineage: Eukaryota; Fungi; Ascomycota; Dothideomycetes; Pleosporales
Product: ADP-ribosylation
Exons: 1
Coding region: 1-735 (244 amino acids)
Molecular function (GO): toxin activity
Source: RefSeq, a predicted model, not a curated record